Messenger RNA from Coffea eugenioides, 3140 nucleotides. RefSeq names its product oxysterol-binding protein-related protein 2A. The transcript has 12 exons. NCBI's taxonomy places the organism in Eukaryota, Viridiplantae, Streptophyta, Magnoliopsida, Gentianales, Rubiaceae. Gene Ontology annotation, cellular component: intracellular membrane-bounded organelle; membrane; cytosol. Gene Ontology annotation, molecular function: sterol binding. The coding region runs from base 248 to 2527 and encodes 759 amino acids. The record is from RefSeq and is a predicted model, not a curated record.
AUUUCUUUACAUUUUAAACUUUGCGAUACUAACAACAACUCUCUCUCUCUCUCUCUCUACCCUGCCCUCAGUUUCAGCGCUUUUCUCAGAUAAUUCAAGAAGUGCGAAGGUGGGCAGCCGAGCCUAUCCUACCACAGCAUCAUAGCAUGUCAAUCCAAAAUUUCUGCUAUAAUAUCACGUAAAAAUUUACAUCCAUCUUGAUCCCUUCAUCGAUUCCGGAUAAGAAUUUUGAAGAACAAAAGAGAAAAUGCGGGUGAUCAAAGAAAUGUACCCUCUCUGUUGCAUCCCAUUGGAGAGCAAUAGCCCAUCUGCGAUCGACGAGGGUCCGAUGGAGCCGACCCUUUUGCGAACAGGGUCAGCCGUGAUUAAUGGAUCUGAUGCCAAUGCCAGAGGAUCCGACUCCGCCGUCAGCGUCGCGGGUCUUCUAUAUAAGUGGACUAAUUAUCAUAAGGGCUGGAGAUCCCGCUGGUUCACUCUGAGAAAUGGUGUUCUUUCCUACUCCAAAAGCCGAACCCGGCCAGAGAAUCUCUCCUCCGCCUCCGCUGCCGCCGAUGAUUUAAUCCUAAUCGGCGGCGACUUCAAUAAACGCCACUCCUCCGGCAGCGGAAGACGUAAGCAUGGGAACAAAUCCGCUGGCAUUGUUCAUCUCAAGAUCUCAUCAUUUCGUGAGAGCAAGUCAGAUGACAGACGGUUUUACAUAUUUACAGCUACCAAGACUCUUCAUUUGAGGACGAAUUUGAAGAAAGAAAGAGCAGCCUGGAUAGAAGCUUUGAGUUCCAGUAGAAAUCUCUUUUCAUUGAGACCAUUGAAUGAUAAUCUUUCACUUUUAUCAGAUAUAUCAAUCUCAACUGAGAGGCUAAAGAAACGCUUGCUAGAUGAAGGGAUCAGUGAAGCACUUGUCAAUGACUGUGAGCAGAUCAUGCUUUCCGAAUUUUCUGAUGUACAAGGACAACUGAAGUUUCUUUGUGAGGAACGUUCCAAUUUGCUGGACACAUUACGGCAAUCUGAGGCAGCUAAUGUUGAAGCUGAUGCCAGUGGAGUUCAUGAUGCUGAAUACCACAUGAUGAAGCAUGAGUACUCAAAUUUAGGGCGUGGAAAAUACAGUGAAUGGAGCACUACUGAAUCAUCUGAUGACGUGGAGAAACAAGAGCUUGAAGAGGUUUCAGAUGAAGAGGAAACCAAUUUCUUUGAUACUAAUGAAUAUUUUUCUGAACCAACUAGUAGUUUUGGAUCAAUAAGAGAAGAGGUCAUGGAUAAAGGUAUCAAAUUGGAAAAUCAUAUUAAUGGCAUGGAGAAGUUGGACGCCGAGAAGGAAGAACAUGAAUCCAGAUGCUUAACAAUUGAAAGGCGCAAGAAGCUACCAGAUCCAAUUGAGAAAGAGAAAGCAGUUAGCCUUUGGUCCAUGAUCAAGGACAAUGUUGGAAAGGAUCUCACACGAGUAUGUCUCCCAGUGUAUUUUAAUGAGCCACUAUCCUCCUUGCAAAAAUGUUUUGAAGACUUGGAAUACUCAUAUCUUUUAGAUCGUGCAUAUCAACAUGGGAAAGCGGGGAAUAGUCUCCAGAGGAUUUUGAAUGUUGCUGCAUUUGCUGUUUCUGGAUAUUCUUCAUCUGAAGGCCGUCAUUGCAAACCUUUCAAUCCAUUGUUGGGUGAAACUUAUGAAGCUGAUUAUCCAGAAUUAGGAGUCCGGUUCUUCUCUGAAAAGGUUAGUCACCACCCAACACUUAUUGCCUGUCACUGUGAAGGCCGAGGCUGGAAAUUCUGGGGUGAUAGUAACCUGAAGUCAAAAUUCUGGGGGAGAUCUAUUCAGCUAGAUCCUGUAGGAACUCUGACUGUUGAAUUUGACGAUGGGGAGAUAUUCCAGUGGAGCAAGGUUACCACAAGCAUUUAUAAUCUUAUCCUCGGUAAAAUAUACUGUGACCACCAUGGGAUAAUGCACAUACGUGGUAAUCACCAGUAUUCAUGCAAGCUGAAGUUCAAGGAGCAGUCUAUCCUUGAACGUAAUCCUCACCAGGUUCAUGGAUUUGUGGAGGACAGCAGGGGUAAAAAGGUUGCUACUUUGUUUGGAAAGUGGGAUGAAAGCAUGUACUUUGUGAAUGGAGAGGGGAAUAGCAAGCCUAAAGAUACGUAUAAUGCAUCUUUAUUGUGGAAAAAAAAUAUGCCUCCUGCAAAUCUCACCCGCUACAACUUAACUUCUUUUGCUAUUACAUUGAAUGAGUUGACACCUGGAUUGAAGGAGAAGCUUCCACCUACUGAUUCGAGACUUAGACCAGACCAGCGGCAUUUGGAGAAUGGAGAGUAUGACAAAGCGAAUGCAGAGAAACUACGAUUGGAGAUGCGGCAGAGAAUGUCUAGAAAAUUACAAGAACAUGGAUGGAAGCCCAGAUGGUUCCAAAGGGAUGGUGAAAGUGGAACCUUUCGGUACACUGGCGGAUACUGGGAAGCACGGGAGCAGAGAAACUGGAAUGGAUGCCCAAGUAUAUUUGGUGAAAUUAGUGAAGAUCUUCUGAAUUCUUUCGAGGGCUGCUGACUUCAAGGAGUCGUUGAUCAGGUACUGGAAAUGGUCAGCCAUCUCAAAAUGGCCAUGGAGCAAAACUAUCAGUUCAAAAAAAUCGCAUUUGACGAAGCACUGAUCUUACGAUAAAUACCAGACCGCUUGUUGUGUACGAGGCACUGAAAUGACGUAUAUUAGAUUCUUCUUUGACAGAUGCUUGGCUGCGUAGCAUUGAAGCUCGUGGACUGUGAAGAAUACUCUCUGGGAGUGCUUGGUAGCUCAUGGCUGGCAGCCCCUUGCUUGAGUUGGUCUUCAGGAGAUUAUCAUCCCGGGGUUGACGCAGAGUCAAAUCUUAAAAGAAAACUGAGGGAUCAAAUCUUUUUGGCGACAUUGACAGUUCGACCAUAGUAGAGAACCCUUUUCUUUCUUCUGGGGGCCUGUAGUUUUUGUACUCUCUCCACAAACCUCUCUCCAUUCAUUGAUCAUCAGGGUUACCUUUUUCAUUGCUUGCAUUCCAGGCAAGCAGUGUCUAGGUUACGAUUGUAUUUUCUGCGCCAAAAUAAAUAUGAAAAAGCAAUGUAUUACAGGAAUCAGCGAAGCAAAAUAUCAUUAUCAUUGUUGUAAAGGCCAAGAAUAAUUUACUGCUGGA